AUGUCGUUUGAAGAUUUCCUAAAUAACUUCACCCACCUAGACUUACUACACAUAGGACCAGACGACUGGAUGCAAGAACCUUCACUACACACUAAACGACCAUGGAGAGCAGUACUUGCCAGACGGCGCUGGCGGUCUGGUUUUAACGCUGGGGGUGGACCUCAGUACAAAGAGACAACAGCCAUGAAUCCACAGUUUCACGUCCAUAUUCCAAAGAACGGUACAAAUAAAUGUCACGUGGUUGUAUCCGUAACUCAAAAUUACACUCCGGGUCACGUGACAGAAGAUGGAAAAAGGAUGCCUCCUCUGCCAAUAGGCUUCGCAGUAUAUGAGGCUAGUUUAAUGAGUUAUAGUUCAUAA
Limulus polyphemus (Atlantic horseshoe crab) is the source of this 360-nucleotide messenger RNA. RefSeq names its product calpain clp-1-like. The transcript has 2 exons. The coding region runs from base 1 to 360 and encodes 119 amino acids. The record is from RefSeq and is a predicted model, not a curated record. Gene Ontology annotation, cellular component: cytoplasm. Lineage: Eukaryota; Metazoa; Arthropoda; Merostomata; Xiphosura; Limulidae.